Messenger RNA from Aspergillus mulundensis, 2574 nucleotides. RefSeq names its product putative Rho GTPase activator (Sac7). Gene Ontology annotation, biological process: signal transduction; regulation of fungal-type cell wall organization; activation of GTPase activity. Gene Ontology annotation, cellular component: cell cortex. NCBI's taxonomy places the organism in Eukaryota, Fungi, Ascomycota, Eurotiomycetes, Eurotiales, Aspergillaceae. The transcript has 3 exons. The coding region runs from base 1 to 2574 and encodes 857 amino acids. Gene Ontology annotation, molecular function: GTPase activator activity. The record is from RefSeq and is a predicted model, not a curated record.
AUGGUGACUGGAAAACCGGCUGAGCCGUUUCAAUCGCUUCCGCCAACGGCGUCCCAGCGCGAAGCGUCACCUGCCUCCCCUCCGUCGAGACGAGACCUUACAACUUGGUGGAGGCAGUUCAAGAGGAACACUAGAAAGGAGGAACCGAAAGAAAAAGUACAGCAGGGUAUUUUCGGUGUCCCUCUCAAGGUCAGCAUCAAGUAUGCGAACGUCGCCAUCUCCCUCACAAACGACAAUGGGGAAAGUUUCAUCUACGGCUACGUGCCCAUUGUGGUCGCAAAAUGUGGAGUGUUCUUGAAAGAGAAAGCGACCGACGUCGAGGGAAUCUUUCGUCUCAACGGAUCUGCGAAGCGCAUCAAGGAUCUACAGGAGAUCUUCGACUCCCCAGAACGUUAUGGCAAAGGCUUGGAUUGGACCGGGUAUACCGUGCACGAUGCUGCGAAUGUUCUCCGACGAUACCUCAAUCAGCUGCCGGAACCCAUUGUUCCCUUGGAAUUCUACGAGCGAUUCAGAGAACCUCUGCGCAAAUUCCAAUCUCAGGCCCAGGAAAAAGGGCCUUCUCAAGAAUCGGAGGCCGCAGAGCAUUCUAAAGCUGUCGCCGCUUACCAGCAGCUCAUCAGGGAGCUGCCCCCGCUCAACAAGCAGCUACUGCUUUACAUCCUCGAUCUCCUGGCGGUCUUUGCGUCCAAAUCCGACCAGAAUCGAAUGAACUCUGCCAACCUGUCCGCCAUCUUCCAACCCGGAUUGCUCUCUCAUCCGCAGCACGACAUGUCGCCGGACGAAUAUAAACUGAGCCAGGAUGUGCUGAUUUUCCUCAUCGAAAACCAGGACCAUUUCCUUGUGGGUAUGAACGGCACAGCCGCUGAUGAACAAACUGUCAAGGAAGUCGAAUCUGGCAAUGCUCGCCCACCGACGUCCCAAUCGAACAUACGACGCUCCGUAUCUAGUGCCAGCGCGGGAGCUGACAGCUUCAAGAAGUACGAGUCGUUACGGAGAAAUGUUUCCGUAUCUUCGAGGAACUCACGCACAUCCAACAAUGUUUCCAACCCCGCGACUCCCACCACCUUGGGUGCAGUGGGAGUGCACAGGAGCAACACAUUACCGUCCAAGAUGUCACCUGCGAUGCGCCACAGUCGCGUCGCCGAGUCCACGAACUCUCCCGGAACGCCGGCACACCUAUCUCGAUCGUCAAGUCGCACGCCCCCAUCUACCGGGACGGCUUUGCAAUCCCCACCGCCGCCCACUACCGUUCAGGUAACACCUGGGAUCGCAUACAUACACUCAGCCACCCAUGGACCAAUGCCAAAAUCUGAAGCUGAGAAAUUGCAUGAGAAGCCUCAGCACGUCAACUUGCCGCCCCCUACAGCGUCACUCGCUCCCGCUGUUGUUACACCGACAAGGGAGCGUAAGCUCUCAAGUUUCUUCACAAAGUCUCCACCGCCGAGUGGGGAACCGAAGGACCCGCGGCAACCAAAUAGGUUAAAGAAGAAGCGGAUUCCGGGAAGUGCAAACGAAAGCGCGCAAAGCUCUGCCAUCUCACUUCAAGCCGCGACCUCUGAAUCGGCGCUGCUUGCAUCUCAAGUGCCGCCACGAUCGGAAUCCUCGCAGGACGACGGAGGCGCAACCCCAAAGCCAUCCAACAAUGCAAGCGUCGAGGAUGGGGAUUCUCAGCGGGUGGGAAGACCUGAGAAGAGGAUAAGCCAGACAGAAAGUGGACACCCUAUCGGGGAUGCCCUACGACCCCACGGCUCACGGACGCCAUCUAUGAACUCGCGGUCAUCGUUCACGGAUUAUUCCGAUGUUGACCACACCGAUGAAGCGACGCGUAAAGAGCAUCGCCGAAGUUGGCGAUUCCCCCGAACGGCCAAGCGAAGCAAUGAACAGAUUGGCCUUGGCUUGGGGUCGCCCCCUCUUACCGCUUCAAGCCCUGGAGCAGACCGCAGUACGAGCUCGAUCAGUAGCUGGCAUCAGUCGAGCAAGAGCUCCCCGUCCGACCUUCAGCAGUUUGCGAACGAUCCUUCUUAUCAGCCGCUGAGCUUGGAUGCGGAAGUUCACAACAAUGGUGCUCCCAAGGAGAUUCCUGCUGCAGAGCCUGAGAAGCGAAGUCUCUUUGGGAAGUUCAAGGCCAAGGUUGCCCAGGUUCGAGACGGUGUUCGAGAGUCAUCUGAGAGGGAUCGGACACGAAGCCCUGUUUACUCUGACGACGCUGCGUCGAGCCAGAACCUAUCGCUUCCUGGCAGGGACAACCACAGUCCUCGGCCGGCUCCGAUUGACGUCACUCGGGAACCGAGAGAAGCACAGGUGGUCACUCCAGUCUCUCCUCUGCCCAGCUCCGGACUACCCCCGGCUAUCCCUGAAGAGCCUCCCACUCCCGACAGUCCUGUCUCGCCGAUUAACCCUGUCGAACAAGCAGCUGCUCAGUUAGAUGGAGUGGUUGAGCACAAAGCUGAAGAAAAGGCCGCUGAAAAGGCAGCCACUGAAGAACUGACCCCUCCCGCCUCCGAGGCGCAGGCACCUGUAACAGAUGUCAAAAAAGAGGCUGAGACGCCCGAGGCGACCCCUACCACGCAGUAA